AAACAACUCCUUUUCAGUCUGAUAUUUUGGCUUGAGCAGCACACUGUGUCAGCCCACACACGCCUGAUCAGGCUUUGGGGGGAAAACGCGGUCUCGCAUCACUCUUGGUUAUAAGCAUGUACACUUUGAUGGCGAGUAAUUCCUGGCUGCCUUUGACGCUGCUCUUAAUAACCUGCAGGGGGAGCGUGCAUUGCAAUGAAUUUACAGCUGCAGUGGAUCCUCCUGAGGACCUUAUGAUAUUAGACCGUGGUCAUCUUGGACAACUCGAGAUUACAUGGAGCCCCCCAGCGAGUUUGAGUAAUAUGACAGAGUGCUCACAACUGUAUCAACUGGAGUACUUCAACACAUACAGGGACAGCUGGACUGCUAUCAGGAUGGCUAAGAGAAGACACAGUGCCCAGUUUGAUCUGAUGAAAGAUGUUAGAGUAAGAGUGUACACCCUGCUAAGUGGCCCCUGCACCAACGGCACUAUGAUCAAGAGCUCGAGCUACGCUGAACUGGUCCAGAAACCUCCCAGCAUAGGUGUUGUGGGUACUGCCAUCCAGGAUUUUGUCUGUGUGUACCAUAACAUGAAGUACGUGGAGUGCAAGUGGGGAAACAGCCCAAAGAUGCCGGCCAAGUCACUGCAAAGUCUAUAUUUCUGGCACAAGAAGCUGGAACAGGCAGAGGAAUGCCCGAAAUAUCUCCUAUUGAGUGGAACUAGGAGCGGCUGCGACUUUACAGGGAAUUCUCUCCCUGAGUUCACUCAUAUCAACUUCUGUGUAAAUGGCUCCUCCCCUGAAGGGCCCCUGAAACCCAUAUUCAUUUCCCUGCAAAUCCAAAACCAUGUGAAGCCUGAAACCACAGAGAAGCUGCAUCUCCAAAAAGGUCCAGAUGCGCAGCUGGAACUACACUGGGACGGUCCUGCAGGGAGGGUCCCUGGACACUGCCUAGAAUGGGAAGUGGAACGCAGUCAAGAGGGAUCUGAUGGGAAAAUUGCUUUGCAACAGAUUUCAACCAAACAGAUGACUCUAACUCUGCCCUCCAUUCACGACGCUCAGAGAAACUGCUUCAAGGUUCGGUCCAAGUUGCACAACUAUUGUGCAGACAAGAGCUUUUGGAGUGAGUGGAGUAGUCCAACAUGCCAACCAGAAAAGAAAGAAGUGGCACCUGAAGCAGAAUGGGGCAUGGUACCUGUCUAUGUAUCUAUCCCUGUAGCCAUUGUCGCCAUACUGGUGCUGUCGCUGUGUGUGGGGGCAGUGCUCAUAGUGAGGAGGUCGAGAGAUAUGAAGAAGCCUGACUCUCUGCUCACCUAGAAAUUUGUUAGAAAUUGCUUUCUAACAAAUCGCUUUCAGAUGUGUCGUUGUACACAAGGAAGCUCUCAAAGACGCCACACCUUAUGACCUGCGAGAUUGUAAUCACUGCUAGCACAUAACUGAAGAUAUUACAUAUUAGGCUGAAGGUUACACUGGGUUACUUAGGCUAAUACAUGUAACAAACUGUUUUAUAUUAAUCCAACAUACUGCACUUUGCUUUUCUAUUUACAUUUGUAUACAAAUGCUUGAAUUUACAUGAACUAUUUCAAGCCAUGUUUACUGGAAAUGUUAUGUUUUGGUGAAAAGUCUUUAUGAUUUUUUUUGUGUUUUUUUCCUUUUUGCUAGACACUUGCCAGCUGAUUUAGUCAGCAGAUAUGACUUUUCCAAUGUUGUGUUCAGGAGCAAUUACCAUUUUUUUGGGAAUUAGUUUUUGACCUUUUACUUUUUGCCAGAUCUCUUGCCAGCUGACAAAGUCAGCCAAAGUCCACUUCAUGCUGUGGAACAUUUUUCUAUUUCAGUUUGAUGUCUUAUCAAUAAAUUACUGCCUUUUAACCUCAACUCUUUCCAGUUGGUUCAGACAACAUAUAUUUUAUUAUUAUGAUUUUCUUUCUUCAAACGGGUAAUACAGAAGAAAUUAGUGUAUCAAAAGCUUUUAAUGCCAAUACUCCUUGCCAGUUGUCUUGAAGAGUUUAAAAUGUAACUCAACCUGACUCCCAAAAUGUAACUGUGCCAUAUUGUGUUGAUUACAUCAAGUAUUACAACAAAUGUACUUCACCCUCCCUUUGAAUGCACAUUUUAUUGUAUUAAAUGGUAGAAUUGG
Cottoperca gobio is the source of this 2115-nucleotide messenger RNA. It is a transcript of the gene il13ra2, whose product is annotated as interleukin 13 receptor, alpha 2. Bases 117 to 1295 code for a protein of 392 amino acids. NCBI's taxonomy places the organism in Eukaryota, Metazoa, Chordata, Actinopteri, Perciformes, Bovichtidae. Gene Ontology annotation, molecular function: cytokine receptor activity; protein binding. The transcript is spliced from 10 exons. Gene Ontology annotation, cellular component: external side of plasma membrane. The record is from RefSeq and is a predicted model, not a curated record. Gene Ontology annotation, biological process: cytokine-mediated signaling pathway.